Molecule: messenger RNA, 4037 nt
Organism: Oncorhynchus nerka (sockeye salmon)
Lineage: Eukaryota; Metazoa; Chordata; Actinopteri; Salmoniformes; Salmonidae
Product: stomatin-like
Exons: 7
Coding region: 62-922 (286 amino acids)
Cellular component (GO): plasma membrane
Source: RefSeq, a predicted model, not a curated record
UCAACACACAUACUCGACUGAAGCGACAGUACUGAGAUCAGUGACUGAACUGUAUUUUACAAUGGAGGAAGACGGCAAAGAAACCAUUUCAAUUAGAGAGAGUAAAAGACGGGAACGUCAAGCAGCCUUGGAGAGCCCAGAUAUUGGUAUUGGCUUAUGUGGGUGGAUCAUUGUCGGAUUAUCCAUCCUUCUGAUGCUCGCGACUCUGCCUCUCUCCAUAUGGAUGUGUAUUAAGAUUGUGAAGGAGUAUGAGAGGGCCAUCAUCUUUCGGCUGGGGCGGAUCCUACGAGGAAGAGCUAAAGGGCCAGGCCUGUUCUUCAUCCUGCCGUGCACAGAUAAUUUCAUCAAUGUGGACAUGCGCACCAUCACCUUCGACAUCCCCCCACAAGAGGUUCUGACUAAGGACUCAGUGACGGUCAGUGUUGAUGGAGUGGUGUACUACCGUGUUCAGAAUGCCACCCUGGCUGUGGCCAACAUCACCAACGCUGACGCUGCCACCCGCUUGCUGGCACAGACCACCCUGAGGAACGUCCUGGGCACCAAGAACCUGGCUGAGAUCCUGUCUGACCGCGAGGAGAUAGCCCACAGCAUGCAGACUACCCUGGACGACGCUACAGAUGACUGGGGUAUCAAGGUGGAGCGGGUGGAGAUCAAGGACGUCAAACUGCCCCAGCAGCUCCAGAGGGCCAUGGCUGCAGAGGCCGAGGCUAGCCGCGAGGCCAGGGCAAAGGUGAUAGCAGCGGAGGGGGAGAUGAACGCUUCGCGGGCUCUGAAGGAGGCCUCUCUGGUGAUCGCUGAGUCUCCAUCGGGCUUGCAGCUACGCUACCUGCAGACCCUCAACACCAUAGCUGCCGAGAAGAACUCCACCAUCAUCUUCCCUCUGCCAAUGGACAUGAUGCAGGCCUUCAUGAAGAGAGACUGAGGGGAGCCUGUUGGGUGCUGUGUGAGUGCUGUACACACACACAAAACAAACAUUCCCACAUACAGUGGGGCAAAAAAGUGUUUAGUCAGCCACCAAUUGUGCAAGUUCUCCUACUUAAAAAGAUGAGAGAGCCCUGUAAUUUUCAUCAUAGGUACACUUCAACUAUGACAGACAAAAUUAGAAAAGAAAUCCAGAAAAUCACAUUGUAGGAUUUUUAAUGAAUUUAUUUGCAAAUUAUGGUGGAAAAUAAGUAUUUGGUCAAUAACAAAAGUUUAUCUCAAUACUUUGUUAUAUACCCCUUGCUGGCAAUGACAGAGUUCAAAGGUUUUCUGUAAGUCUUCACAAGGUUUUCACACACUGUUGCUGGUAUUUUGGCCCAUUCCUCCAUGCAGAUCUCCUCUAGAGCAGUGAUGUUUUGGGGCUGUUGCUGGGCAACAUGGACUUUCAACUCCCUCCAAAGAUUUUCUAUGGGGUUGAGAUCUGGAGACUGGCUAGGCCACUCCAGGACCUUGAAAUGCUUCUUACGAAGCCACUCCUUCGUUGCCUGGGCGGUGUGUUUGGGAUCAUUGUCAUGCUGAAAGACCCAGCCACGUUUCAUCUUCAAUGCCCUUGCUGAUGGAAGGAGGUUUUCACUCAAAAUCUCACGAUACAUGGCCCCAUUCAUUCUUUCCUUUAUACAGAUCAGUCGUCCUGGUCCCUUUGCAGAAACACAGCCCCAAAGCAUGAUGUUUCCACCCCCAUGCUUCACAGUAGGUAUGGUGUUCUUUGGAUGCAACUCAGCAUUCUUUGUCCUCCAAACACGACGAGUUGAGUUUUUACCAAAAAGUUAUAUUUUGGUUUCAUCUGACCAUAUGACAUUCUCCCCAUCUUCUUCUGGAUCAUCCAAAUGCUCUCUAGCAAACUUCAGACGGGCCUGGACAUGUACUGGCUUAAGCAGGGGGACACGUCUGGCACUGCAGGAUUUGAGUCCCUGGCGGCGUAGUGUGUUACUGAUGGUAGGCUUUGUUACUUUGGUCCCAGCUCUCUGCAGGUCAUUCACUAGGUCCCACCAUGUGGUUCUGGGAUUUUUGCUCACCGUUCUUGUGAUAAUUUUGACCCCACGGGGUGAGAUCUUGCGUGGCGCCCCAGAUCGAGGGAGAUUACCAGUGGUCUUGUAUGUCUUCCAUUUCCUAAUAAUUGCUCAAACAGUUGAUUUCUUCAAACCCAGCUGUUUACCUAUUGCAGAUUCAGUCUUCCCAGCCUGGUGCUGGUCUACAAUUUUGUUUCUGGUGUCCUUUGACAGCUCUUUGGUCUUGGCCAUAGUGGAGUUUGGAGUGUGACUUUUUGAGGUUGUGGACAGGUUUUACACUGAUAACAAGCUCAAACAGGUGCCAUUAAUACAGGUAACGAGUGGAGGACAGAGGAGCCUCUUAAAGAAGAAGUAACAGGUCUGUGAGAGCCAGAAAUCUUGCUUGUUUGUAGGUGACCAAAUACUUAUUUUCCACCAUAAUUUGCAAAUAAAAAUUCUUAAAAAAUCCUACAAUGUGAUUUUCUGGAUUUUUUCCCCCUCAUUUUGUCUGUCAUAGUUGAAGUGUACCUAUGAUGAAAAUUACAUGCCUCUCUCAUCUUUUUAAGAACUUGCACAAUUGGUGGCUGACUAAAUACUUUUUUGCCCCACUGUAUAUCAUAGUGUGCUGCUUUCCCUUGUGCCAAACAUUACGUCAAUGCCAGCUGGUGCAGAGGACGCUAGCUAAAGAGCUUGGUUGAGCUUUAUGAGUCGAAGAACUUCAUGUAAAUGUUUUGUGUGUUAAGAUUAUAUUCUGUAUUGUGAGUUCCCAUUGAAUGGAACAGAGAAACAGGAUUUGAACAAAAACAAGGGAAACUGCAUCGCCACUCGCCGGUACUACUGAGGUGUGGUGUUUCCAGCCCUGCUAUGAGACCAGGAUGUACUAGGGACCCUGUCUGUCUGUCUGUCUGUCUGUCUGUCUGUCUGUCUGUCUGUCUGUCUGUCUGUCUUGUCUGUCUGUCUGUCUGUCUCUCUCUCUCUCUCUCCAUGGGAAGCAACCUCUUUACUAUGGCCAUUUAAACAGCUCACAGCCUUAACUCAUUGCCAUGGAGUCGAUGUACUCAUCUCACACAGUUUCUAUGCAUACCUGGAUGGAAAUUGUAAGUGCAUUUUAGUCUGUUUUAAUAGCAGUAUUUAUCAUCAAGACUACAUGUUCUUCAGAUGCUGUUACAGUACCUAUGCAGUAUACAUUACUGUAUAAUACAUGGUAUGUGUUAUACACUGAGUUUACCAAACUUUAGGAACACCUUCCUAAUAUUGAAUUGCACCACCUCAAAACAGACUCAGUUCGCCAGGGCAUGGACUCUACAAGGUGUUGAAAGCGUUCCACAGGGAUGCUGGCCCAUGUUGACUCCAAUGCUUCCCACAGUUAUGUCAAGUUGACUGGAUGUCCUUUGGGUGGUGGAUCAUUCUUGAUACACACGGGAAACUGUCGAGCGUGAAAAACCCAGCAGCGUUGCAGUUGAUGACACAAACUACCAUACCCCGUUCAAAGGCACUUAUAUUUUUUGUCUUGCCCAUUCACCCUCUGAAUGGAACACAUACACAAUCCAUGUCUCAAUUGUCUCAAGGCUUAAAAAUCAUUCUUUAACCUGUCUCCUCCUCUUUAUCUACACUUAUUGAAGUGGAUUUAACGAGUGACAUCAAUAAGGGAUCAUUGCAUUCACCUGAAAUGGCCUGGUCAGUCUGGCAUGAAAAGAGCAGGUGUUCUUAAUGUUUUGUAUUGUCAGUGUAUUCUGGUGUAUAGUGUUACUGUAUGUGUGAAGGAGGACAUAGUUACAUUAUUUCAUGUUACUAAACCACUCUGUUGUAACCUAUUUUUCUCAUAUUGAAAUGAUUUCUUAUCAUGUUUAUAUUUUCAUAUCCUUAUCAUGUUUAUAUUUUCAUAUCCUUAUCAUGCAAACUUGCUGUUGAACAGUUUCUAUAAAGGUCAAUGUUGAUUACGAUGAAUUGUAAAUGUAUUGACAUACAUUUGAAACGGAACUUUUCUCUUACACUUUUGUCCUUCAAAGCCAUAUUGUUAUUUUCACUAUGAUUCAGCCUUUAAAUAAAAAUGAUAUACACUUUAAA